UAAUAUAUUGGUUCAUCAAAAUGCCAUUAAAUUGGCUGACUUUGGAUUAUCAAAAAGGAUUGAAGAUGCAACAAAUCAUCAUUCAAAAUUACAUGGAAUAAUUCCUUAUAUUGAUCCUAAAAGAUUUAAUAACUUAGAUUCAAUACAAGUAUAUAAAUUAGAUAAAAAAUGUGAUAUAUAUAGCGUUGGUGUUCUUUUAUGGGAAAUAUCAAGUGGUAAACCACCUUUUUAUACCGAACGUGAAACAAAUUGUUGUUUAGCUAUGAAUAUCUUACAAGGUCUUAGAGAAACUCCUAUUUUGGAACCAGAUAUUCCUUCCGAUUAUAUUAAACUUUAUAUUGCGUGUUGGGAUGGAGAACCUAAUAAACGUCCAACUAUAAAACAAGUUACUUCACAACUUAAAGCAAUGUUAUCCCAAAUAGACGAAAAAGAUAAUUCAAUAGUAAAUUUAAAUGAAGAUGAUAAUAAUUAUCCAGUAAAAAAUUUAACCCGAUUAUCACAAUUACUUAAUUCAGAUGACAGGAAUGAGGUCUCGGA
Rhizophagus irregularis DAOM 181602=DAOM 197198 is the source of this 537-nucleotide messenger RNA. Lineage: Eukaryota; Fungi; Glomeromycota; Glomeromycetes; Glomerales; Glomeraceae. The record is from RefSeq and is a predicted model, not a curated record.